GUUAACGGUUUUGUUCGGUACGUCUUCGAAUUUUGUCAUAUCCCGCAUAUAUAUAUGAGCAUAUGGGUGUGUAUGUAUAUAAAGGCUCACCCUUUUUGCGCUCAGACAGUUUUUGAGAAGGAACUGAAGUUGGUCCUUUCAUUUCCAAUCCCAAAUCCAUUCCUCAUCUCUUUCUUCCGAGACGCAGCACACACAGACAUACAUACACAAACACACAGUUACACACGUAUAUCAUCUACGAGACCUUUCCCCUUCUGAAUUUGUCUUCUGUCCCAUGGAGGGUCAUGGCGAGGAGGGAUUGUCUUCUGCUCGUUGUUACCAAGACGCAUUGGAUGCAUUGUCGUCCCUAAUCUCAAAACGCAGCCGCGCUGACAAGAACAACCAAUUUGACCGGUUCGAUUUCCUCUGCAAUUAUCUCAAGAUAUUAGAGCUUGAAGACGCAAUCUCAGAGAUGAAAAUCAUCCAUGUUGCUGGGACUAAAGGAAAGGGUUCUACCUGCAUCUUCACAGAAUCUAUUCUUCGAAACUGCGGUUAUCAAACGGGGCUAUUCACUUCUCCUCACCUCAUUGAUGUUCGAGAAAGAUUCCGUCUUAACGGAACCGAGAUAAGCCAGGAGAAAUUUCUUGACUACUUCUGGUGGUGCUACCUUAAAAUCAAGGAGAAAACUGGCGACGAGAUUCCGAUGCCUUCUUAUUUCCAUUUUAUGGCAUUACUCGCUUUCAAGAUUUUCUCGGCGGAAGAGCUUGUCCUAUGUCGUUACGGUUCCAUGCAGGUAGAUGUUGUGAUACUUGAGGUCGGGUUAGGCGGGAGAUUUGACGCGACUAACAUUGUCCGGAAACCUGUUGUAUGUGGUGUUACUUCUCUUGGGUAUGAUCACAUGGAGAUUCUUGGAAACUCGCUCGCUGAAAUCGCUGCAGAGAAAGCUGGCAUUUUUAAGCCCGGAGUUCCAGCCUUUACAGUGUCUCAACCCGAUGAAGCCAUGCGUGCGCUCGAAGAGAAAGCUUCGGAAUUGAAUGUACAUCUUCAAGUUGUAAAACCGUUGGAUACGAGCUUAUUGAAUGGCCAGACGCUAGGGCUUGAAGGGGAACACCAAUAUAUAAAUGCCGGUCUUGCUGUUUCACUAUGCUCAACAUGGCUUACGAAAACUGGUAAUGAUCUCGUCUGGGAGAAGAUUCGCUUAAAUCAGACGGAUUCACUGCCCGAACAGUUCAUCUCCGGGUUGAAGACAGCUUGUUUCAGUGGUCGGGCUCAGAUCGUGCGUGAUGCAGAAAACCCAGAAAACGUGGUGUUUUUCUUGGAUGGAGCUCAUAGUCCUGAAAGCAUGGAGGCUUGUGCUACGUGGUUUUCUCGUGCUGUGGAGAAAGAGACCUCGAAACAUCGUAACAAUGGUGGUUCUUCAGUAUCCUCCAUUGUCAGACAGAACCAAGAGAUGACACUGCAACGGUCUGAACAGAUACUGUUGUUCAACUGUAUGUCUGUACGCGAUCCGGAGCUGCUUCUUCCACGGCUAAGAAGCACGUGCACUAAUCACGGAAUUCAUUUCAGCAAAGCUUUGUUCGUGCCAAACAUGUCAGUGUACAACCAGGUCGGACCAUCUCCAAACGAUACACAUCCCGAUUUAACAUGGCAGUUCACUCUUCAGAGAGUCUGGGAAAGCCUGGCUCGAGGAGAUUCCAAAGGCAGAGACUGCGUUUUGAAAGAACGUAAGGACGAGACGGGGACAAGAUUCAGAAACCGCGGAAACAGCACCGUCUUCUCAUCGAUCCCGUCGGCUGUCAAAUGGAUCCGGGACAGAGCUCAACGGAGCAGAACUGUUCAAUUUCAGGUUAAAGAUUUUGCUGUUCCGAGUUUUAAGUGUUCAGACAAAUGCCCAUUACAGGAUCUUGUUUGAUGUUUCUCGUACUCUGAUUUUGUGUUUUGAUGAGGUUUCAGGUUCUGGUGACGGGUUCACUGCACUUGGUGGGCGAUCUCUUGAGAAUGAUCAAGAAAUAAAAGUUGGAUUUCAUUACAUUUUUUUUUCUUCUUCCACCAAGGUAGGAUCUUCCACUUCAAACCACCCAUUAAUGUUUUUUUAAAUCCAUUUCUUCCA
Messenger RNA from Tarenaya hassleriana, 2089 nucleotides. Its product is annotated as folylpolyglutamate synthase. Bases 275 to 1891 code for a protein of 538 amino acids. The record is from RefSeq and is a predicted model, not a curated record. The transcript is spliced from 15 exons. Gene Ontology annotation, cellular component: mitochondrion; cytoplasm; cytosol. Lineage: Eukaryota; Viridiplantae; Streptophyta; Magnoliopsida; Brassicales; Cleomaceae. Gene Ontology annotation, molecular function: ATP binding; tetrahydrofolylpolyglutamate synthase activity. Gene Ontology annotation, biological process: tetrahydrofolylpolyglutamate biosynthetic process.